GCACUAACCACUAACACGACUCUCCAGGUUCAAGCCGCCAGACGCGUGCUACAUCGAGCUGAUGCGCUUCAGGGUGCGCCCGCCCAGGAACAGGGAGCUGCCCCUGCAGCUCAAGACCACCAUGUGUGUCACGGGCAACAAGGUCGAGCUCCGGGCGAACGUCCUAGUUCCAGGAUUCUCCAGCCGGAAGUACGGACAAAUUCCCUGCGAAGACAUCUCCAUUCGCUUCCUGAUUCCGGAGUGCUGGAUAUACCUGUUCCGGGUAGAGAAGCACUUCCGCUACGGGUCCGUGUCCGUCAAGUCCACCCACCGAAGAGCCGGCAAGGUGAAGGGCAUCGAGCGCUUCCUCGGCACCGUGGACACCAUGGAGCCGUCGCUUCUCGAGGUCACCUCCGGCCAGGCCAAGUACGAGCACCAGCACCGGUCCAUCGUGUGGAGGGUGGCUCGCCUGCCCAAGGAGGGUCAAGGUGCCUACACGACGCACACCCCUCAAGCAAAUUCCUUGCAAUCCUCUUCGUCUUUGAAAUCAGAUUGA
Frankliniella occidentalis (western flower thrips) is the source of this 535-nucleotide messenger RNA. Its product is annotated as protein stoned-B-like. Gene Ontology annotation, biological process: clathrin-dependent endocytosis; regulation of endocytosis; synaptic vesicle endocytosis. The record is from RefSeq and is a predicted model, not a curated record. Gene Ontology annotation, cellular component: AP-2 adaptor complex; synaptic vesicle. Gene Ontology annotation, molecular function: clathrin-cargo adaptor activity. Lineage: Eukaryota; Metazoa; Arthropoda; Insecta; Thysanoptera; Thripidae.